GAAAAGUUUAAGAUAUGAAUACUCAAAAUGUACACGUGUCAUAUGGUUAUUAAUGUUGUGCAACAGUGGGGUCUCUCAGAAGGACAAAAGGAAGCCACCCUGUCCUGCCAGGCGGUCACAGGGAGCCCAAAUUUGGUACGAGUCGUAUUUAGAAUUCAAAAGAACGGAUCUCCAAUUAACACAGUAUACGCCUUCAACGCUGCAAAUGGUGACACGACGCUCUCGGCAAAUCGUAUCAACGACUGCGUGAGAAACGGGACUGUGGACCCAAUCGAGUUCAUCGUGAAUGUCGACAUAACUUCUGGAUCACACUCUUGUGGAGCCGCUGUGACGGACCAUGGUACCUACAAACAAUUAUCACUGCUAUUUCGGGCAUAUGCGAGUUCGGACACAAUCUUGACCGCUGAUGAUGCUUCUUAUAGUGUCGCGUGCCGAUCGGAUCAACUAGACGACUCUCAAAUAACGUUAGGGGAGUUGAAUCCUAGUGAGCAGAAGUACAACAUUACCGUUCAAUCGCCGCAAAUAGGGGCGUACCUACGAUUGCGCAAUCCGGAUACGUUGCGACCACUGAGUGCCGUUAGUGUUGGGGAAAAGGUUAUUCUUUCCGUGGAAUUUACUCCUUCGCUGGAUAUGGGUAAAUAACUUAAAUAUUUCAG
This is a messenger RNA of Dreissena polymorpha, 656 nucleotides long. RefSeq lists its product as uncharacterized. The transcript has 6 exons. Bases 28 to 642 code for a protein of 204 amino acids. Lineage: Eukaryota; Metazoa; Mollusca; Bivalvia; Myida; Dreissenidae. The record is from RefSeq and is a predicted model, not a curated record.